Molecule: messenger RNA, 1942 nt
Organism: Argentina anserina (silverweed cinquefoil)
Lineage: Eukaryota; Viridiplantae; Streptophyta; Magnoliopsida; Rosales; Rosaceae
Product: probable protein phosphatase 2C 27
Exons: 4
Coding region: 518-1666 (382 amino acids)
Biological process (GO): protein dephosphorylation
Molecular function (GO): cation binding; protein serine/threonine phosphatase activity
Source: RefSeq, a predicted model, not a curated record
CCCAGAUCACGCUCAUAAAUGCAACACCCACUCCCCUCCAAUCCCAACCGAACACGUACGCCUCUAAGGAAUCCAAAGACACCCGCUCCUCUCUCUCAACGAACCCCGACCUCAACGCCGUCCACGUCACCACCAAUUCCCCCCACGUAUCGGAUUACCUGGAAUCGCCGGUGACCAACAAAACAAGCCAUCGAUUCUCUUCCUCCCUUUCUCUCCCAGACCUACAUUUUCCCCUUUCUAGGGUUUUCACUCAUUCAUUUAUUUCACCACCCAGAAUCAUUCUCAUUCUUGCGCCGUGAGAAUGUCCAAUUUCAACCUCAUUUCGAGGAGGUUUGAUUCCUACUGCUGAUUGUGUAAUUGAUUCUUGGAUGGGAAGGAACCUGAUUCCGAUAAGAUAAGAUAGGCCUGGAUUGGGUUUGUGAUCCGGAGCAAAUCUGCGGUGGGUUUGAUUUUGUCAGCACAUUGUGGAAGCGAGGUGAUCAGGUCGUCUUUUUUUUUUUAUGAUAUCCGAGUGAAAAUGGCAGCAAGUACGGAUUUUUCGCCGCCGACUACGAUAUUUGAAGGUGUUUGCUACAAUGACAACAUGUCUGCCUUGGAUGAUGAUGAUGAGAAUGAUGUCCACAGUUUGAAGCAUUUUCCGAAUGGAAAGCCGCCGAGGGUAAUGCGGCACAGUUUGAGCUCCAUGAGGAUUCUCUCACCUGAGGAUUUGUUGGAAGUUGGGGUUGUAGCUAGUAAGUCACCGUCGAAUGAAAACACAAACUUUCUCCCAGUGUUCCGAUCAGGAAGCUGUGCUGAGAGAGGGCCGAAGCAGUAUAUGGAGGAUGAACACGUUUGCGUGGAUAAUCUUGUUGAACAUUUGGGUGAAACAUCUGGCUUCCCAUCACCUGGUGCUUUCUAUGGGGUAUUUGACGGCCAUGGAGGCACAGAUGCAGCAUCGUUUAUCAGAAACCACAUUCUUAGAUUCAUAGUUGAGGAUUCACAUUUUCCAACUUGUUUGGAGAGGGCUAUUCAGAGUGCCUACAUGAAAGCUGACCAUGCAUUUGCAGAUGCAAGUUCUCUUGAUAUCUCCUCUGGCACCACCGCUCUGACCGCCCUUAUUUCAGGAAGGACCCUGAUAAUUGCUAAUGCUGGGGACUGUCGAGCUGUGAUGGGGAAACGAGGUAGAGCAAUAGAGAUGUCAAAAGACCACAAACCAAAUUGUGCAUCUGAAAAGCUAAGAAUUGAGAAACUUGGUGGUGUGAUUUAUGACGGGUACCUCAAUGGACAAUUAUCUGUGGCUCGUGCUCUAGGAGACUGGCACAUGAAGGGACCAAAAGGCUCUGCAUGCCCUCUAAGUGCAGAGCCUGAGUUGCAGGAGACAUGCCUGUCCGAGGAAGAUGAGUUUUUGAUAAUGGGGUGUGACGGUUUGUGGGAUGUAAUGAGUAGCCAGUGUGCUGUGACGAUCGCAAGGAAAGAACUGAUGAUCCAUAAUGAUCCUGAAAGAUGCUCAAGAGAACUGGUCAGAGAGGCACUCAAGCGCCAUACCUGUGAUAAUGUAACUGUUAUUGUGGUUUGUUUUUCCCCAGAUGCACCCCCUCGGAUUGAGGUUCCUCAGAGCCGAGUCCGGAGGAGCAUCUCUGCAGAAGGGCUCAAUUUGCUGAAGGGUGUACUGGAGUGCAACUCAUGAGAUAGAAAGGAACUGACCAGUGAGUUAUGUACAGAUUUGCAAAGGUUUAAAAUCGGUGAGGGGGUCACGUUGUACCCCAAGUAGAUGCUUUUGCUGUUCGUGUAGCAUUUCUUUGAGUUCAGCCUCAUUCAAGGGAACAUUACUUAUACAGGGGGGUUAUAUGUGAUGUUGUAUAUUUUGUACACCUAACAAGCUCUGUGGACUGUGGUGUACCAUUGUGAAUACUUCUAUUCAUUACUUGAUUUCGACUACAAUAUGCGAUUCGUUCUCCACUUA